Messenger RNA from Drosophila erecta, 4224 nucleotides. Its product is annotated as trichohyalin. NCBI's taxonomy places the organism in Eukaryota, Metazoa, Arthropoda, Insecta, Diptera, Drosophilidae. The record is from RefSeq and is a predicted model, not a curated record. The transcript has a single exon.
AUGGCCAAUGCCAAAAUAAGCGAUGAAAUAAAACGCGGCAAGAAGAAACGAUUGGAGGACCUCCUGGAGCGUACUUACCGCCAGAAGGUGAGGAUUGUUCGCGGACUGACUGCUCGACAGGCGAGUGCCACGGAUUUCGAGCUGUGCGCCAAGUGGAUAAAAGUGUUUAGACGAGCUACCAAGAAGGAGCGCAGGGCGAAGGAUUACCUCGUGGAGCUGAUUCUUCGCCAGCUGCGGCAAACGGGCCACCUGUCGCUGCCCUUCACCGACCUGGCAAACUGCAGCCUGGACCUGCGCCUGCUCCUGGACGAGGAGGGACGUCAACACCUGCGUCGCUUCAGUCCACGGCAGCUGGUGGCCCCGAUGCCGUCGAGCAGCAGCCUGGCCAGGAGGCCGCUCAAGUCGACUUCGUUUGAGUGGAGACGGAGGGUGCGACACCUGGACCAUCUGGAAGACCGGUACUGGCGCAAGGAGCAGGAAGUGUGUGAGAGCCUACAGCAUACACCCACGAAGUGUCUCAAGCCGGAGCUGCCGCCCUCAGUGUCCAGACCACGGAAACGCGUCAAGACGGUCGGGGUUCAAGCGGAUGUCGCAGUGGUCUCGCCACGGGCUGAACGUGAUCUCUGCGAGCGCGAGCGAAAGCAGUGCGAGAUCCUGAAGCGGCGGGAACGCGACCGCGUGCAGCGGCAGCUCAGGGAGCAGGAACGAGAGCGGCAGAGGACUCUGCAGGCCGAGCAGCAGAUGCUGGAAAGGCAGGGUCUGGAAAAGGCGCGUCAACUGCGCGACCGACGAUUGCGGGAGCAGCAGCUGAAGGUCAAGGAGCGACGCGACCACGAGCGUCAUCUGUUGUUGAAAAAGCGCGAGGAGCGUCGCCUGCAGGAGCAGCGUUUGUGGGCCCAGCGACGACCCAGUACAUCCUCUUCCCAGGAUGUGAAAAUUCAGCAGAGAGCGAUUCUGGAGUCGAAGCAAGAGGCUCGACAUGAUCACGAACAUGAUCCCCGCUACUUGCCCCAAGCGACCACGGCCGUGCCAGUGGACACUGGCACUACCCAAAGUGCGAGACGGAUGCAGCAGUUGCACCUUCGGGCGGAGAACAUCAAGCGGAAAGUGCUGGCCUAUGAACAGCUCAAGAAAUAUCAUCGGGAGAGGGCGCGGGCGGAACGGGAGCGGCUGGACGGGAAUGCGGAGGGAAAUGGUCAAAAGCAGCAGCACGAAAAAUCCAUGAAUGUACAGAUUAAUGCAACAGAAAGAAAAGGGCUUAAAGAAAGAAAUGCGGAGCAAGAACUAGAAACUGAUCAAAGGAAAGAAUUCAAAGAAAAAAGGAAAAAUAUUCUUAAUAGGAUAAGGAAGCGACAGGAGAAAGAAGAGUUUGAACGAAGAAAUUGCCCAAAAGCAGAAAAUGAUAGCAAAGAAAAUGAUAAAAUUGAUCGACGGGAUCAGAAGAAUAGGGAGGAAUUCGAGAGAAAGCGGGAAAGGGACGCUAAAAUCCUUAAGGAACGGCAGGAAAGAGCAGAGUUUGAAAGAAAAGUUUGGAAAAAACUAGAAACCGAGCGAAGAGAACGGGAAGAGUUCGAAAGAAAUAGGCAAGAGGAGCUCAGGAUUCUCAAGGAACGUCAGGAAAAUGAAGAGUUUGAACGAAGAGAAUUGGAAAAAAAAUUAGAUGCCGAUCUUAAACAAAAGGAAGAAUUGGAAAGACAGCGAGAAGAUAAGCGUAAAGAACUCCGAGAUAAAGAAUUGGAGAGAAAAAUUUUCGAAAAACUAGAAGCCGAUCGGAAAAUACGGGAGGAGUUCGAAAGACAAAGGCAGGAAGAACUCAAAAAUCUCAGGGAACGCCAGGAAAAAGAAGAGUUUGAAAGAAAAGAAUUAGAGAAAAAGCUGGAAGCUGAGCAAAAACAGAAGGAAGACAUAAAAAAAUUACGAGAAGAGGAUUUGAAGUGUCUGAAAUCACUCCAAAGCAGAGAAGAAUUUGAAAGGCAAGUUUUGGAAAAACUAGAAGCCGAGCGAAAGGAAAGGGAAGCAUUCGAAAAAAAGACUUGCGAAGAACGUGAACGAGAGGAGAACAAAAUUGAGGAACUUAAAAAAAAAUUCAAGGAUUUACAAGAGCGAGAUGCAGAGUGGAAUGAGCAACGACUGAAUCGAGAACUCGAAAAAAAAGAGCAAGAGUGCGAAAGAAUCACCAGAGAAGAAGAAAGACUUAAAGAAGAAAUGCUGCUGGAAAAGCUUAAACGCAGCACGGUGGAAAGAGAAGUACGCGAGAGAAAGAAAAGAGAAGAUGAUCUGCAAAGAGAACAGAUCCUUAGAGAGUGGCUUCAAAAGCAAGAGCAACAGGAAGACAGGGAAAGAGAAGAACGUGAGAAACGUGAAGAGAUAAUUAUGGAAAGCAUAACUGCAGACGGCAAUAAACACAGGGAACAGGAGGAGGCUGAGAAGAAGGCCCGAGAGGAACUCGAUCGAUUACCAAGGCAGAGACAGGAAGUUCAAAAGUUAGAAAAAGAGAACCCGAAAAAAGUCAACGGACAAAAAAACGUUUGGACACGAUACGAAGAGGAGCGCGAUCGACGUUACCCAGAAAGCCCGAAUCAGGAGGAGAUGGAGGGGGACUCAAGAAUUCAGGAGAGGCACAUGGUAAGUCGACUAGGAGUUCACAAAGGAGGGGUGGGACAUUUGGGAAAGGAAAAGGACCAAAAGAGAGUUGCAAGCGAAAGGAAAUCAAAAAGCUGGAUGGAGAAUGGGUCUGUGGAGAAUUCCCCCGAAGUCACGAUGGAACUGGGGCUAACUGGCAGAGAUGUGACGAACGUCCAUCGAAGUUGUCAGCAACUAGAAGGCAGCUAUGAGAAUGCCAGAGUUAGGUUGAAAAAGCUCCAUGAAAGGAACAACAGGAUAAUUGAGGAAGUGCAGGGGAAAUUUCAGGUGCUUGAGAAGAUGCGGCUGGAAGCAGGAAAACUGGAAGCUCGAAAUCCUUUGAGCACGCGUUACCCUCUAAGGUCUUUAAAUAAGCUUCAAUCAAAGAAAGAUGCACAGAGACCACCCAGUUCCAGUCACGAGUACUUUCAGAAAAGAUCCCAGAAGACGCGUAGCGAGCGAUGGGCUCGCUUUAUUGAAAGUGAAGAGGAAUCCGCAGCGGAGGAUCUUCCCGGUCAGGGUCGAAACUGCGUCGUCCUCUCUAGCAGCGGAAGCGAUACGCUUCCGGAUCCCUGUUACUCCCUCGUCGGCAGGUACUGUCCGCUCACGAAGACCUACACGGUGGAGCACCAAACUCCUCCACCCAUCCGAAAUCAAGACUCAGCGCAGCGAGAAGCCUAUGGCUCCUAUGUACUCAACCGGGUGGCCGAUUGGCGGAAGACGUCACCAAGUUUCCACUCUACUGACGAGGCAGAACCGGGCGACGAACGUGGACGAUGGGGCGGCAAACCAAGUGGCAUUGGCUUGACUUACUGCACACGAACUGGAAGGAAGCGUUUUCCGCGGAUCAAACGUUCCGAUAUCAACCCCGAUUCUUGUGGGCUGAAGGAGGAUCGGGUGCAGCAGAGACGGGUUUUCGGACAGCUUCUAUCGCAGGCACGGACAUUUGGUUGCUGUCCGGAAAUAUUGAGCGCGGAGAACUGUCUUCUGGAGAAAAAACUGGCUAGAGCUAAAAACAAAUAUAUUCAGGAGUCAGUUCUGCGAGUGUCAAGGUAUGUCAUAAGAGUAUUCCAGAAUGACAAUGCUAUUGAGAGUUCCGAGGAAGAGAAUGAAUCUCUAGAAAAUAGAGAGCUCGAGCAGAUCUAUCUGCAAGAGACCGAUGCCACAUUGCUGAUUCCCAGGCCAAUCUUUAAGACUCUCAUGUUGACUCUGCUUACAUCCAACGAGUCGAUUUCGCCCUAUCUCUCGGAGAAGAUUACCAAUUUGGAAGUCCAGUUGACGGCUUACCUCAAAAAGAUUUCUAGCCACGCAUUUGCACGAGGUGCUCGAGCUCUGAGGCGAAAGGUCAAGCACUUGGUGGACCAACAGCGUCAACUACAAAGCCGUCGCCUGGCCGAGAUAUGUCGCGAUUCCGAGGAGCAGACUUUUGGGUUGUGGAGGCGGCUGGCCAGGAGCAGUGACUCCUUCCGCGGGAUCAGGGAUCUCUUUCGCAAUUGCUGUGACCUGCGUGACCCAAUGUCAUGCGUCGCUCUCCAAAACAUCGAGCGCCUCUACAGGGAAUGGAAGGAUCAGCGGUUUGCUGUGGAUUAGAAACAAUGUUGA